GCGGCGAGAACCCCGGCGGGGCGGGGCGGGCCGGCACGUCCCGGUUCGGCUGCGGCGGAGCGAGCGGGGCCAGCUCUGCAGAAGGCGGCGGCUAGCUAGCCGGGACGGUCACAUCCCGCUGCAGGGGCCGGCGGAGCAGCCGCACUGCCUCCCGCACCUGGACUCCGGCCAGCGGCCAGGCCGCGCCGGCACCGCCCCCCGCUCAGGGACAGACUACGUGGCCCGUCCGAGCUCUGGGGUCCCCCGCAGCCCCGCGGCCCGCUCCCGCUGCGCCUCCACCUGCCCUCUGCCCGCAGCUCGGUUCCGCGCUGCCCGCCGCGCCGGGCCCGCGUCGGGAUGGGGUAGGGGCAGCGCCGCGGAGCCGGGCGAUGGGCCGCCCUCUGGGCACCGAGCAGCCCCCCGAGGCCUGACCGACCGCGAGAACCGGCGGAGGAGCCCCGCCUGGAUGUCAAGCGGAUGCCCCAGUGCCUCACAGCGGACUCGGUGGGGACCAUGGCUUCGCUGAUGCCCCUCUCCCCAUAUUUAAGCCCUACGGUCCUCCUGCUGGUCAGUUGUGACCUGGGCUUUGUGCGAGCAGACCGGCCUCCCUCUCCUGUGAAUGUGACAGUCACUCACCUCAGAGCCAACUCGGCCACUGUGUCCUGGGACGUCCCAGAAGGCAACAUCGUCAUUGGCUACUCCAUUUCCCAGCAACGACAGAAUGGCCCUGGGCAGCGUGUGAUCCGGGAGGUGAACACCACCACCAGGGCCUGUGCCCUCUGGGGACUAGCUGAAGAUAGCGACUACACCGUGCAGGUGCGGAGCAUCGGCCUUCGGGGAGAGAGCCCCCCAGGGCCUCGGGUGCACUUCCGAACUCUCAAGGGUUCUGACCGGCUACCCUCCAAUAGCUCAAGCCCAGGUGACAUCACAGUGGAGGGUCUGGAGGGAGAGCGACCAUUACAGACAGGGGAAGUGGUUAUCAUUGUGGUGGUGUUGCUCAUGUGGGCCGCUGUCAUUGGGCUCUUCUGCCGUCAGUAUGAUAUCAUCAAGGACAACGACUCCAACAACAACCCCAAGGAGAAGGGGAAGGGGCCGGAACAGAGUCCUCAGGGAAGGCCGGUGGGGACGAGACAGAAAAAGUCACCAUCCAUCAACACCAUUGAUGUAUGAGUGAAGAAACCGAACUCGAAAACAGAUGCACUAACACCCUGGGGAUGGGGACAGGGUCAGGGAGAGCCUCAGUUGGUGAUCUGCCCAAGACUGAAGGAUCCCGUAAUCUCCUAGAGGGUAAUGACACUCCCACAAUCUCAGGCCUGGUGCCCAUCCUCUUUCCACUGUCAGCAGGGCCAGAAGGUAGGUCUCUUGGGGUCUGUGCCCCUGGACCUGGGGAAUGGCUAUCAGAUGGGAUAUGUCCUUCCAUCCCCCGGGUCCGGGGGACAGACACUUGUUCAACUGUAUCCCACUAGGUCCCAGAUGGGCCCCCAUUGCACCUGCAUCAGGACUCUCGGCAUCCCCAGCUGCCCUCACAUCUUGCCUCUGGGUCUCAAAGGGGGAGGGUUCUUUGGGUACUCCCCCUCCCCCAGCAACUCAAAGGAAUUGUCUGGGUCUGGAGGCAGAAGCUGCACUGCACUACUCCAAUGUCUUCCACGGAGCCUCAGGUGCUCCCCCUCUCACCUGGUAGCCCCCCAGCUGCUGGUGACCCCUUGGACAUUUUUCCAAUAAAUGUUCUUGGACAAACUGGAGAUGACUGUUUGGGAUGCUGUACAGAGAGCUGAAGACACUUCCCCACUGUCUCUCCCCUGACCACAAGGGCCUCUCACACCACUACCAACUUGACAGGAGCACUCUCAUUGCUUUAAGGUGUUUGUUUUGAUUCUAUAGCCUGGAAUGGGUGGGGAGAGGACAGAAAUGGGUGUAGAAAACUAGAGCCCUAGUUCCUUUUGUUUUGUUCAGUGAGAACGGGGGAGAAGGAAAAGAACGGGGUGGGGGAUAUAAAUUCUCCUGCAUCCGUGGAAACGAGGUCAUACCACAUGAGAGGCGCCGGUAACGUUUUUAAGUUCAAUGACCACAUUGACACCCAAGCUUUUCGCCAUUGAUUCCUCUGACUCCUCCAUCAACCUCGAGUUAAUUUCCAGAAAAGGACUGAACGGUUUUUUUGGACAAAUGAAAGAGCAGCUCCGCUAAUUGAUCCUUCAGUGCCACGUGCUCCUAUCCUGUGCACUCCUGUACUCCUAGUCUUCCCCACACUCACUUUUCCUUUUGUUUCUCUCUGCCUCUGUUUCGCUGAUUCGGUCAAAGUCAAUAAUAACUGUAAAGUGUAAAUGAGUUUAUAUUCACUCUCUGCCACUAUAUCCAGAGGAGGAUUAUGGAAAUAAAACUGAGGGGUUGGAACUCCCCUGUCAAAAGACUUCUA
Messenger RNA from Mustela lutreola (European mink), 2392 nucleotides. It is a transcript of the gene FNDC4, whose product is annotated as fibronectin type III domain containing 4. NCBI's taxonomy places the organism in Eukaryota, Metazoa, Chordata, Mammalia, Carnivora, Mustelidae. Bases 457 to 1149 code for a protein of 230 amino acids. The record is from RefSeq and is a predicted model, not a curated record. Gene Ontology annotation, molecular function: protein binding. The transcript has 7 exons.